ACGAAACGGAGCGAAAAGCAAGUAGCGGUCUAGCGACGACCGACGGCUCAUAUCAGGACUAACUGUAAAGUACUGUAUAUAUGUUCAAUUUUUUCUCCCUUAGCAUGGUGAUUUUAUGUAUUAAGUAGGCCGUGCCGUGGCAUUUGGAGGAAAUUAUCUCGUCUCCAGGAAGCUAUCAACAUCGAAAUAUGUAAUAAUUGGCGAGCGGACUCGGAUUAAUGUAGAACCCUAAGCCUUUGCUUUUGUGUAUACAGGAAACACUGAAUUUCCCCUUUUAUCUUCAUUACCUGAAUAUGUUUUUACUUGGCAGGUGGUUUUAGGACUAUCGAGGCGACUCUAUGUUAAAACGUAUACUUUGAGUAUUAUACACUAUAUGGGUGAGUCAUUUCUGAAAUAUAGGCCGCUUUAUUAGUCUGCUGUGCUGGGGCGAAGUAUUUUAUUGUUGUGAACUUAAACUGAAUAGUGGGUUUGUUAGUCACGUUUGCAGGGGAACUCUCGUUAAAUUCGCCAGAUCUUUUGAUUAUUUAUGUUGACAACGUGAAAAUUCAAACAAAAUGCCGGUUGCCCAGACGAGACUAGAAGUUCUUCAAAUACACAAACUGUUACAGUGUGUCCGUAAUAAAGACACGGCUCAGAUAGAGAAACUAUGUUCACACGGAGUUCAGCACCUCAUCAACUACAGUGAACCGAACGGAGGGGACACAGCUAUCCAUCUAGCUGCAAAGGCCAAUGAUGAGGAGAUGAUGAAAUUCUUAUUAGAGCUAGGGGCUCACCCGAAUGUCACGGACCUCAAUGGGCGAACAGCGGCCAUGAGAGCCGCAGAAUAUGGCCAUGUCCAGUCACUGGAAAUCCUAUGUAAUGCUGGAUCAGAUAUGAAGAUUAGAGACAUCGAUGGGAAAGGUAUACUUUUCUAUUGUAUUUUACCGACUAGUCGCCAUGUCAACUGUACAGAGAUGGUGAUAAGGAAUGGCGCCGAAUGCGAUAACAGAUCAAAUAAUGGCACCCCGGUCUUCAUGCUCGCCUGCGAAGAGGCUUUUGCCAAUGAAAAAAUAUGUUUACUACUUCUCGAGCAUAAUGCUGACGCCCAGUGCCAACACAAGAAUUCUGGUCGUACUGCUCUGAUGGCCGCAGCAUCGAGUGGCAGCAUUCCUGUGAUACGACAGAUGCUUCUAAAGGGAGCUCAGGUGAAUGCAGUCGACAAAGACAAGCGUACAGCCACCCACUUGGCAGCUAAGAAAGGCCAUUUUGAAGUCCUCAAACUUUUGUCUGCAUUCAAUGCAGAUCUAGGUGGCGUUGACGUCAUCGGGAAUACUCCUAUACAUUUAGCUGCUGAGGGAGGCUUUGCAAAUUGUUGCAAGUUCUUAAGUCAACGUGGUUGCCGCGCAAAUACGAAGAACGAUGAUGGCCUGUUACCAAAGGCUUUGGCCAAAAACAGUGAUUCAAAAGAAGCAAUGAAAGAGUGCCGUAAGGCUGAAAAACUAUCUAAGAAAAUAGGAGGGGGUGGGAAACCUCCUACAGAGCCUUGGGCUGUGAGUUUAUACGACUGGUGCGUCGAACGGCAGAACAUUCUUCGCGAGAGGUUUGAAGACGUUGACAAGGAAGGAACGGAACGAAUAUCAAGGGAGGAAUUUCUCGAGGUUCUUACUAACUUAGACGCACCCGUUGAUGAAGAGAACUUUAAAACUGUCUACUUAGCGCACGAUAAAAAUAAAGAAGGUGUUAUAAAUUUCUCCGAGUUUCUAACCGGGAAGAAAUAUGUACAUAAAACUUAUUUAAUGUCAUCAUUUGAAAAAAAGGAGAAGAAAGGCAAGAAGGGGAAGAAAGGAAAGAAAAAGAAAGGAAAAACCAAAGUCCCCAUGCCAAUAUGCAUUGGUCCGAUGGGCAAAAGAACUGAAUUUGGAGAACCGCCCGAACAUCUUAUCUCCCGGCACGUCCCAUUUACUGAUACAGGGAGGUUUACAAGGGACAUCCCGCCCGAUCACCCUAUUCAAGAUGAUUCAGCUUGGUAUUUACACACACCGGAUCGAACCUAUAUUAACAUAAAUGAAGCAGCUAAAGUAAGCGACUUUGAAAGUCUGAAAAUCGCGUAUAAUAAAGGCAGGGCCAUCGACACCAGAGAUAAAUACUACAAAACGCCACUGAUGGUAGCAUGCGCACAGGGAAAUCACGCGAUGGCGCAGUUUCUAGUAGACAGAGGUGCCAAUGUGAACGCAUGUGAUAACUUCAAAUGGACACCACUGCACCACGCGGUACUAUCGGGCCAGUUAGAUAUAGUAGAAAUGAUGCUGGAAAAAGGGGCUGAUAUAAACGCAAGGGCGAUGAACGGGGGAACAGCACUCAUGAGGGCUAUUCAAAUAUCAAAUCCUGAGAUAACCAAGUACCUCAUCGAUAAAGGAUGCAACGUGGAGAUAGAGAACAGAAAAGGCGAUACGGCACUUGAUAUUGCAAAAUGGUGGGCUGAUCCAAGAGUUCUACAAAUUGUCCAAGAGAAGUUUGACAGCCUUCCAAAACCAAAAGAUGGCGGGAAGAAGAAGAAAGGCAAGAAGAGUGCUAAAGGCGGGAAAAAGGGACAGCCACGCUCCAGCUCGGUACCACCUUUACCUCAAGGAGGGUUGACUGCACAGCAGGCGCUUCCAGACCAGUCACCCAACCACAGUCCAAGAGAGCGAAAAGGCUCCGUACUACGGGCAGCAUCUGCUAUGGCUGGGGGUAUUGAACAUGUUGAGGACAUAACAUACAUCCCCCUUAAAGUCUGGAAUCAUCAGGCCAAUACACGGGAAUUGAUCAUCAAGAAAGAGCAGCGACGUAUGCGCUUUGGAGACAGCGUUGACUUCCCUGAUUUUAAUAUGCCUUUCAAACAACAUUUUAUGACAAAAUCAGAGGAACUUGGAGGUGUCGACUCCGAAGACGAUUAACUACGCAUUAAUGUGGAUGAGUUUCAAACAACAUAUGACAAGAUCAGAAGAACUGGUAACUAAGGAUUAGCAGAACAAAAUAUUGUAUAGCCUAAGUGAUGGAUGGAGAAAUUGUAAAAAAUUGAUAAAGAUAAUGAAGCAGUGGCGGAUCCAGGUGGCAAAAUGGGUGUUCCUCCUGACUCUCCUCCCACCUCCUAGCAGCAAACAAAACAUCACUAACCAAUGUGAAAUCAUUAAGAUAGGCCCAAGAGAUUUUAAAUUUCUAAAAGAUUCCAAAGCCCUCUUGAAAUCCCACAAUAAGUAAGAAACUCCAAAACCGUUGCUUUUCGCACAUAGUUUCCACUCGCUUCGGAUCAUAGAUCCUCUAUUGCCAUUCCCCCACCCCCACUUCGCGAAAGAAUCUUGAUCUACCACUGCGAAUAAGAAAAGAUAAUGAAAUAGGAUUAUGUGUGCUAAGGGAAAAUUUAAUGAAUAUGCUAUUGAAUAGAAUAUUUUGUUUCAGCUGAUCACAAAUACAAUAUAUCAUGGGAAUUAUAAACCACAGUCUUUCAAAACUGUACCAUUAGUUAGUCUUAUCACGAUAUGUUAUGACAACGGCGGAUGUUCACAUCGACACUCAACUGUUAAAUUAUGAACGUAACGCACACACACACACACACACAAUAUAAAUAUCAUUAAUCAUUUCAUAGUCAUUGCAACCAGCUGUAUUGUUGCAAUUUGUAUGAAAUAAUAUGCUUAAUCACUGAGAUACGUGGGCCUAACGAAGUCGUGAAUUAUCGAUUAUGCUACGUCGUACAAUAACUAUUUCUUGGAUUUGGCGAGUCCCUCAAGCGCACUCGUAUUUAGCAGCUAACAUCGGUGUCACGUCACAGGGAUUGGUCUUCCGUGUAUUCAGCUCCUCAAAUUUCAUAGUAAAUCCAGCCUCCUGGGCAGGGACGUCGUCCCCUUUCCCCGCCACCACUUUAGGUAUCGGCCUGAAUUCACCAAAACACUACGUACGGAUGUUGGAUACCGACGUAUUUUUCAUAUAAGAAAUACCUGAUUGGGACUUUAGGUUGGUGUGUUUUGGUAACGAGGGCUAAUUCAUUUGCGAUGCAAAGUUAAAUAACGUUGGCGCCUCGUCAUUUAUCCGACUUCUGAGUUUAUAGAAUUCAUUAAGGUGUAUAUCAAGUACGAAACAUCGUUAUUAUGUUCUUUGAUCCAAGUCUCAUGUGUAUGAUAUACUGAGCAAGCAUUGAAUGAUUUUUCAUAAAUGAAAUGUCAGCAUCUUUAGCAUAUAUCAUCUGAUAUGCGGAAGAUGAAACGUUGGUCACCGUACCUAAGCCCACCUUUUGGAUAUUGUUCCAAUGGUUCCCACAAAGGGAGAUAGCGUGGGAAAACCUCGGCACUAAUGUCCAAGGGGGGUACAAGGUUCGGGAUUUAGCGGGACAGCCCAUUAAUCUAAUAAUGAAUAUAGGUCUUAUUGGAACUUAAUGAAGAACAUAGUGUUCAUAAUUGCUAUUUUCUACGGUAACUAAUCAUUUCGCCUUUCUAAAUAAAAUGAUACCGCCCUCUAUUGGAUUACAAGGUUCUUUAAGCAAUGAAGGGCGAUCAGAUUCCAUUUUCAAUAUAUAUGCAAUUAUGAUUUCACCUUGAUAAGCGCCUACAAUAUGGCGGCUAACUUUAGACGAAGCUUCAACGUUUAUAGUAUUUUACGAGAUGUGAUGCUGUAUAUUGUACGUACAGUAAUAGGCAUAUCUUUAUUGAGUGAUAUGUCACUAAUGGAUCACGUGACAAAGAUUCGAAUCGAUGUAAUGCGUGUCUUAGAACUGAACUUGUACUGAUUUACGUUAAUAUAUAUAUUGUAUAUAAAUAUAAAAUAAAGAGAUAUAGUUUAAUAAUGUA
Messenger RNA from Anneissia japonica, 4799 nucleotides. Its product is annotated as ankyrin repeat and EF-hand domain-containing protein 1-like. Bases 555 to 2915 code for a protein of 786 amino acids. The transcript is spliced from 7 exons. Lineage: Eukaryota; Metazoa; Echinodermata; Crinoidea; Comatulida; Comatulidae. The record is from RefSeq and is a predicted model, not a curated record. Gene Ontology annotation, molecular function: protein binding; calcium ion binding.